ACCCACGUACACGGAAAACAUAUAACCGCGACCAUGAACUUGAAUGGAAUAAUUGAGAUGUUUGUUCCUUUGGACUUUUCGCUAUCUUCAAAACUUGCUUGAAUCAUCAUGGAACAAGACGGCGAAACUGGAGUCGAAGAAAUUCUAUCGAAUGGCCAGCGAGGCUACUUAUUUACAAACUGGGCGAAAACGUUCUCGUGUACACCAGAGCUAUUUUUCGUACCAGAAUCUAUUGAAGAUAUCAGACAAAUCCUUCGUGUGGCCACUAAAUUAUGUAAGACUGUCCGUGUUGUGGGCGGAGGACAUUCGCCAUCCGAUAUUGCCUGUACUGAUGGGUACAUGAUUAGUUUAAAAAAUAUGAAAGCGGUUUUGGAGAUAGAACAUGACAAGAAACAAGUGACAGUUGAAGCUGGUUUGAUGGUUAGUGAACUCAACGAGUUUUUGGCUGACAAUGGCUUAGCAUUACCCAGUCUUAGUUCAGUGUCAGAGAUUUCAUGUGCAGGUGCCAUUGGUACAUGUACACAUGGUUCAGGAAAAAACUUUGGCAUUUUGGCUAUGUCAGUUGCAUCCCUUGAACUGAUGACAGCCAGUGGUAAGGUCCUCUACUGUAGUAGAGAGAAAAACAAGGAAAUAUUCCUAGCUGCACUUUGUGGUCUUGGUGCUGUUGGGAUAAUUCUCAGUUUGACUUGGCAGUGUGAAGAGGCUUUCAAAUUACAGGAGACAAGCAAACCUUUAAUGCUGGAGGAGAUGUUAGAAAAUCUUGAAACAAGCAUAUCAUCCAGUGAUCAUUUCAAGUUCCAUUGGUAUCCACACACAGGAUAUGUCAAAUGCUAUGAGGUCAACAGGACUGCCAAGCCCAUAGAUGACAAUCCAAGUUGGUUUUGGGACUAUGCUAUGGGUUAUUACUCCUAUGAGCUUGUGCUUUGGUUAAGCUCAUUUGUGCCACCUUCCCUACGAUAUGUGAACUGGGGUCUUUUUAAACUCUUCCACUGCAAACCUCACAGCAGAGUGAAUCAAAGCCACAAGGUUUUUAACUUUAAUUGCCUGUUCAAGCAGUAUGUGACAGAGUGGGCCAUUCCCCAGGAUAAGACAGUGUAUGUACUUAGAAAGCUUCAAAACUGGCUCAAGGAGUCUGGAUUUCAUGCACAUGCACCUGUUGAAGUUAGGUUUGUAAAGAGAGAUGACAUCUACUUGAGUCCAUGUUAUGAACAAGACACCUGCUUUAUCAAUGUUAUUUCUUAUAGGCCUUAUGAAAAAUCACUUCCACAUGAAAAUUAUUGGGAAUACUAUGAAAACCUUAUGCUGUCAGUUGGGGGCAAGCCGCACUGGGCAAAGGCACACAAGUUGACAUCAUCAGAUUUUGAAAAAUUAUACCCCAAGAUACACAAGUUCCGAGAGGUCUGCCAGAAGUUAGACCCUCAAGGAAUGUUUCGCAAUGACUACUUGAAGAAGGCCAUCUUUGGACCAGCACAAAAACCUGAAGUGGACAACAAAAAGACUAACGACAAGUAAAGUUGCCCUGGCGACCAACUAGCUUCUCUGGGUAUGGGAGGGAAGUGGGGGGGUAAAAUUUGUUAUCAUGGGACCAUGGUAGAGUUUAUUAUGAGGCAAAACCUCUGGUAACAGUUCCUUUCCCUGAACUCCCGAAAAUCAGAGUAAGGAAGGAUAAGAGAAGGUGAAAAUUGGAGAAAAUUGAGUUAAAUAAUAAACACACAGUAGUCUCUUUCCGGUCACCAUGACAGUGGUGUCACUAUUUCUAGUUUUGCUUGUGUAAUAAUAUGAUAUACAUUAGUAAAUUUAUUGAUGCUAUUAAUUAACUGUGAUAUUGAUAAAUCUGAAUGAUCUGUUGACGAAUUCAGGAAGCAGUACGUACGUCAAAGCCUUAAGUGUGGUCUUUAAAAUUUUACGUUAAAGUUAAUACCCCAGAAAUAUUAAAAUUAAAAUAUUGAGACUAACAAAAAGUCACCAAGGUUUUCACGAACACAGGUUAUUAAGAUUCAGUAGUAUAAUAUAAGGCAUUCAGAAAGUGUUCACGUGAACACUGAAUCUGUUAACUUAUGUAGUGUGGUUUGCAUAUAGACCAUACAAUAUUGCAAUGUGUAUAACGCAUUUCCUGGUUAUUAACACAUUUUUAUCGUGACGGAAGCUUCUUAUUAUUUUAUUUAUUUAUUUGUGAUUUAAGAAUAUCUUAAGAGCGCACCCAAGAGAAUACACUUUAGCAAGUUGUCAAAUUUCUCCGCGUAAUAGUUGUCUUAUUGCUAACAUUGUGUUCAGUGCUGAACGAGAUUUACAUUUUGCGUACGUGAUGUAUAGUUGUUAGAUAGUGAGAUAUUGUUGAGUUGUUGGACAAGCUUAGUCCAAUUUCACAAAUACUAAGUAACGGGAAAGUACUCUACUUGCUGUUUUUUAUUGUUAAAGAUAUAUAGUCUUGAGUGGACCUGCCGUUAUGGAAUGGCAAUCUUUGUUGAAUUAUUUUGUAGCGAACUCAGUUAUGAAGCGUUGGUGAUGCACACUUCUCACAUUUCGGAAUAUUUUAUAAUGGUGGCAUCGUGUCACAUAGCAGUAUUCGCUGUAACCGAGAACAAUAUGUUUACAUCCAAAGAGAAAAAUUAAACCUUUCCUACUGAA
This is a messenger RNA of Pocillopora verrucosa, 2628 nucleotides long. Its product is annotated as L-gulonolactone oxidase. The record is from RefSeq and is a predicted model, not a curated record. Gene Ontology annotation, molecular function: D-arabinono-1,4-lactone oxidase activity; FAD binding. Gene Ontology annotation, cellular component: membrane. NCBI's taxonomy places the organism in Eukaryota, Metazoa, Cnidaria, Anthozoa, Scleractinia, Pocilloporidae.